AUGCCAUCGGGUCAGGCUUCGGACGACGACGCUGCGUCUGAGUUAUUUCCCCAGCUGGGGAACUACGAGCCCUCGUUGUCUGCCUCUAGCGAGGCGUCAGGGUCGACGUCGUCCGAUCUUCACAGCUCCAUCUUACGCAAAAUCAUAGGAGCAGGGUCUGCUCCAGGAGCCACGUCUUCACGGUUUUAUUACAGCGAUUUGUACGAUUAUUACGCCAACAACGCCAGCUCUGAGUAUGCGAGCGAUUUCGAGGCCUACGAACGGCGCAUUCAAAAGGAGAAUAGAAUCAGAAAUGCUAUAUCACGCUUGAAUCAGGAUCGACACAGUCGUCAGAGCUGGAGCCAGACGAAGCUCGGAAUCGUCAAUCUCAGCAGAGUGAGCAGUCUCGAAACGGUUCCCAUCGACGAGUGCGAGGAGGUGGGGGAGCUGCCUAUAGAGCUCCAGGCCGUAGGACAUAGCAGGAAGUCUGACUUCAGCGAUAUCAACAUAGACGACGACCAGCCAGAAAUGAUUGUGAGCAACGACGAAAAUCUGGACUACACUUUUCGACGAAUAGAGCCCACGGUCAGAGCCCGGAAGAGGAAGAAGUCGUUUUUCGACUACUUCAACAUCAAUCGCAACUACCGCAUCCAACGCAAGUUGCAUGUCCGCCAUUUGCACCAAAUCGCGCUGGGAGGAACGCUAGGCGUGGGCCUAUUGCUUUCCUCGGGCAAGUCGUUCAGCAUUGCCGGUCCGCUGGGCUGUCUGCUUGGAUUCAGCAUCGCCGGAUUGAUAGUGUUGGCUACAAUGCUGUCUUUCUGCGAAAUGGUGACGCUCAUCCCGCUCUGUGGCGGUGUUUCCGGAGUGUCGUCGCGAUUCGUCGACGACGCGUUUGGGUUUGCGCUCGGAGUAUGUUACUGGCUCAGCUACUGCAUCGGCUUCCCCACCGAGAUCACCGCCGCGUCCAUCAUGCUCAGUUUCUAUCCCAGUCUCGAUAUCCCCGGGCCCAGCACGGCAGGCUGGAUAACGCUCUUCCUGGUGGUUGCGCUGCUGAUAAACCUGUGCGACAUAAGGGUUUACGGCGAAAUCGAGUACUUUUCCACUCUUUUCAAACUGCUUAUCCUGGUAGCUCUACUGAUCUACAACUGCGUGCUCAACGCGGGCGGAUCUGCCCCCCACCACGAACGAAUCGGUUUCCGAUAUUGGGACAGCUCCAAAUCAGACCUCGAACACCACAUCACUUACGGCCCCUUUAGGCCAACCUUCGACGUCAAAGACACGGGCACAGGCGCGACUGGCGGCAUAGGCGGCGCCAAGGGCCGGUUUCUGCAGGUCCUGGUAGCGUCCGUGGUGGCAUCUUACGGCUACGUGGGGACGGAAAUCGUUCUUAUCGCGGGCGGCGAGUCCCGGAACCCGCGCCACGCCAUCCCGCUAGCUACCAGAAACAUCUACUGGCGUAUCCUCGUGUUCUACAUUCUGGCAGUGUUCAUCAUUGGCCUCAACAUUUACAGCGGCGACCCGCGCCUGCUGAGAUAUUUCACCUGGACAGGCCCUUCCACCGAAAGCGAGAAAAAACAGCGCGAACAGCUCGAGUCCAUGGUCAUCCAGCUCAACGGCGGCGGAAACUGCAAAACACAUCUGCUCCAGUGGGCGGGCUUUGCCAACGGCAACCAGUCGCCGUUCGUGAUUGCGCUCCAGAGUGCCGGGCUGUGCAGUUUUGCGGCUGCUACCAACGGCUUCCUGGUGUACUUUGCCCUGACAGCGGCAUCCUCGCAGCUCUACGCCUCGUCACGGACGCUGUACUACCUGGCGAUUCAAGGCAAGGCGCCCAAGCUAUUCUCCAUCUGCUCCAGGAGUGGUGUUCCCUACAUGAGUGUCUUAUUUACAGGCCUAUUCUCGUGCCUCGCAUAUUUGUCUGUCGACAACAACACCGCCCUGGUUUUUGAACGGCUGCUCAGCGUCUGUGCGUCCACAGGACUGCUUGUUUGGUCGGGCAUGUGUUUAUCGUUCAUCAGGUUCUACUACGGGCUGCAGCUACGUCCAGAUAUCAUCAGUCGAACAGACAAAAAUUACCCCUACAGAUCUCCUUUUCAGCCGUAUCUCGCGUACUUCGGGAUGCUGGGCUCGUUGUGUCUGGUGCUGAUUGGAGGUUUUGUCGCGUUCAUCCAUGGCCAAUGGUCUCCAGCAUACUUUAUCUCGUGCUACGGCUCGUUGUUUGUGUGCAUUUUCUGCUACAUUGUGUACAAAAUUUUCCGACGCACCAGAAUCCACCGUCUCGACCAGCUGGACCUCGACUCUGGCAGACGCGAGAUCGACCGCAUAAUUUGGGAGGACGACACGCAUUACGCGAGCAACUUCAGGGAAAUCAUCAGCAAAGGCAUCAGCUUGCUACUUUAA
Ogataea angusta is the source of this 2376-nucleotide messenger RNA. RefSeq lists its product as uncharacterized. NCBI's taxonomy places the organism in Eukaryota, Fungi, Ascomycota, Pichiomycetes, Pichiales, Pichiaceae. The transcript has a single exon. Gene Ontology annotation, biological process: amino acid transmembrane transport. Bases 1 to 2376 code for a protein of 791 amino acids. Gene Ontology annotation, cellular component: membrane. The record is from RefSeq and is a predicted model, not a curated record. Gene Ontology annotation, molecular function: amino acid transmembrane transporter activity.